Messenger RNA from Gigantopelta aegis, 3969 nucleotides. RefSeq lists its product as uncharacterized. Gene Ontology annotation, biological process: regulation of transcription by RNA polymerase II. Gene Ontology annotation, molecular function: RNA polymerase II cis-regulatory region sequence-specific DNA binding; DNA-binding transcription factor activity, RNA polymerase II-specific. The record is from RefSeq and is a predicted model, not a curated record. Lineage: Eukaryota; Metazoa; Mollusca; Gastropoda; Neomphalida; Peltospiridae. Gene Ontology annotation, cellular component: nucleus. The transcript has 4 exons. Bases 138 to 1808 code for a protein of 556 amino acids.
UUUAGUCACGUGGUCACGCUAAUCAAAAUGGUCGACGACGUAAAUGUUUUUAUGUAAAAUUGUUUGCUUAAAAAGCUAUAAAUUUCAGAUGCAUUUUCGUUGAGGUGAUUUAGCAACACAGUAUUGCAAUUUGUACAAUGAUGGAUAAACAAUAUUCUGUAAAGUUUUUCACUUCGUUUGUCGAAGCCAUGCAGAGGUUGUGUCGGGAAUACCUUGACUAUGAACAAGGUGUUGAACUGAGUGGUUACUUGGCUGUGGAGAUUGACAACUAUAAAAAAGAAAGAUAUGUGCUGAGUGAACUUGUUCAGAGUACUGGCAAUGUGAUCAGUGAGAGCUACUGCACAAAAGCAUUCAAGACACUUAGGAAAGAAAUACCUCUGAAGGUGUCCAGGGACAAUGAACAUAUCACACCUAGGAAACAAUAUGGCAUGGUUAGCAGGCCCCACAGGCAACCAAAGCCCGCAGAAGAAGUUACAAUCGACUUGCGGGAGAGUCCCGAGAGAGAAAUACAGCCAAGUCCACUUCGCUAUCAGCAGUCGCCAGCAUCUCGAGGUCAUUCAUUAGCAAGUCCUGUUAGAUGGCAGAAUCGAUGUCCAACCACACCGAACAGGACGAAUCACCGUUUUUCAUCUUCAAUUGGCAGUCCACCCCGAAUGAGAAACAUGGCAGCUUUAAGAUCACCAAAUCCACCACGUGUCGGUACUGGGCAGCAGUCGAAUCAGAUCCAGCCCAGGCGACCAGAGCAGUCACCUACCCAGCCGUCCUGGACCCCUCCACGCAUUACAUCAGUUCAGUCCCUAAGCAGUCCACAGCAUGAACCAGUUGUUCCAUCAAGUCCUCAACCUGGUCCUCAACCUGGUCCUCAACCUGGUCCUCAACCUGGUCCUCAACCCGGUCCUCAAGCAUCACCUGUUAGUGUUAGUGCUGGGCAGAAAAGACCCAGUGAAUCCAGUGACUCGGCUGCGUCACCGGCCAGCAAAAAAGAUAAAAUUGAUGAGAAUUUGGAAGCUUUGAUAGAUCUGGCAAACAUGGCCAAAGAGCUUUCUUCUGAUUCACAAUCAGGGACGAAAUCUAACAGUUCCACAGUUGCUAGUUCUCCUGCUGUGAGCACAUUGCCAUCAACUGUUGCAGCACCACCACCACCACCAUCAUUAUCAUCAUCAUCACAAAAUACACAAUCCAUUUCGACUGAAGCUGUUCCCACUGAAAAUAUCCGUCUGCCUUUACCAGCUGAAGUGAAACAGGAGGUAGACUCAAGUGCUCCGUGUUUAGUUAUAGACAAUGCCAAUGAUGGAGAGGUCAGUUCGGGAAGUGAUAGUACAUUUAAUGCUAAUCAGACAGUGGAAGCGUUUGAGAGACUCAAUACAACAAGCUCGGGAUCAUUCUCCAGUGAGACAGCAAGCGCAUCAUAUGAUCCAGCAACAUUACAGAUGAAUUGGUCACAGAGUGAUGUGCGCAAUGAAUCUCCGAUCACCACAGAAGUGACCCAGCCGUUGGUUAAGAAUCUUAUCCCAGUGCAGGGGAAGGAAGUGUUUUUGUGCGACUCUUGUGGACGGUCAUUUGUUAACAAGAGUGGUUUAAGUAGUCAUAUGUACUUGGCACAUGCCAACAAAGUGAGAUAUUGUUGCAACAUAUGCUCUUCAACAUUCAUUCAACGGUCAAGCUAUGAAGAUCACCUCAAUUUGCACAAAAACAUCCGUCCCUAUAAGUGCUCCAAAUGUGGCAGAUCAUUCUACAGCAAGGGACCACUGACGGCUCACAUUAAAGUGUGUACUUUAAAAUCUCUCAAUGUUACCGAUACGCAAUGAUGGAAAAUUCAGCGUUAAAACAUUUAUCAGAUAAUAUUUGGCUUCUGCAUUUCUUAGUUUUUGCUAUUUCUUGUCCCGAUGCACCAUGACUGGUGUUGAUAUUGCAAUGACAGGAUGAUAAUGGUUCAUGUACAGUACUAAUACACAGUAAAAUAAUUAUAUAUUACUGUGAAAUGAGUAUUAUUUGGACAUGGAAAUUUUCAUGAUUUCAUAAAUGGUUAUUUUGCUGUUAUGUAAUACUUACUAAUAAGUAAAAUUACUAUGACCACCUCCACUUACUAAUAAGUAAAAUUACUAUGACCACCUCCACUGACCUGUCAUACAGUGUGAUUAUAAUUUACCAAUGAAAUACAAAGAGAAUAAGUCCUUAGUAGAUGGCAAAGACUAUUUCACUUUUACCGGGUAUCCCAUAAGACUUUACAGCUUGGUAUUGUGAACAGACAACUUUAUUUAUCAACAAACCACUACAAUAUUCAACAUGAAACUGAAAGUUGAAUGCAUCUGCCAUUUUAAUAAUGUGAAGGAGGAUAACUCUGUUGCAGAAACUAAACUAGUUUUUGCACCAAAUAUGAGUUCUUGCUGUUGCCCUACUAAUAGUAUAAACUAUUAUCAGUGAAAGCUAAUUAAUAUUCACGAAACUGAUCAUCAAUGUGUCUGUAUAUAUAUUAUGUACAAAAGAUUGUUUGAACAACGAUUAAUGUCAGUGACUUGAUUUCAGAAUGAACUUUGGCAACAGGUUUACAGUUUUGCUGUUAGUGAUGGUUGUCAUUUUAGCUAAGUGUGAGUUUGCACAUCUUUCCCAUGACACAUUUUAUAAGGAAGUUAUAAAAAAGAGGUUGUGAAAUUAAUGUAUUUGACUAUAAAUACUAGGCGUAAUUCAACAAUAAAAUUUGCAAUACCUUCCCCUGAGACAGUAAUAGUUUUUUGUGUAUUUUUCUUACCUGCUUGUAAGUCGACACCGUUCCAAGUUAUAAUUUAUUUUUUUAAAUUUUCAAAUGGCUUACAGGCAAAGAAAUACAGGAAAUGUUCACUAUACAGUUAAAAGGCACUGACAUAGCAUAAGCAUUUAUUAUACAAAACUGGAAAAAUAAAUUUCUCAAUGAUAAAUUAUCAUGCAUUAGCUGGUAUUAAUAUUAUUUGACAAUUUGGUGCUUACAAACUGGGGACUUUGUACUAAAUAUGAUUUGGAAAACAUACAUGCACAUGGUAAUGUUGGCUAGUUUAAAAAGUUUGUAUUAAAGAUUUUUUUAAUUGAAUAAAGAAAACUUUUAAGUUUUGAAAAUUAUCUAUGAUCGUGAAUGAAAUACCCUGUACAUUGUUAUAGCAAUACUGAAAAUACUAUAUAAAGUUGUUUACAUUGUUUCUAUAUACACGUAGAGAUAUAUAUAUAUAUAUAUAUAUAUAUAUAUAUAUAUAUAUAUACAUACAUUAUUGGAUAUAAAAAAUAAAAGGUUUUUAGAGAAAAAUUAUUUUAAGCCCUAAAUUAUAUAACAAACUUAGUAAUAUUUAUCCAAUUUUAUGUCCUUCAUGAAUUUAAUUUUUAUUUAUCAUAUUAUUUAAAAAUAUAUUUUACUCAGUACAUAAAUUUGAUAGUAUCUGGUAUCUCAUUUAUUAUUAAUAUAUUAUACUGUGUUGUUUGUUUAUGCUUAUUUUUGUGCUUUUAUCCAGUUAGGGUUAGUGGUUAAUAAGAGAGAAGUUGGUGUAGUGGCCUUAAUUUUACGCCACUGAUUUGUUAAACCAGCUCUGGGUGGGAGCCGGUACCAGAAUGCAAACCGAGUACCUACCAGCCUUAUGUCAUAUGGCUUAAUAACUACACCACCGAGGCCGGUUAUCCUGCAUUCAUACAUGGUACAUGGAUAUCAGUGUAGAAUGUAGUUUUGAAUGGUUCAAUGAUAUUGAAUAAAUUGUUGAGUAGUUCCGAUUUGAAGUCUGAUUUGAUUGUAAACUUGCCAAGUACCAUUUGCUCUGUUUAUGUUUUUGUUAUUAUUGGUGUUAUGUUAGUAGUUGUUCAUGCAUCUUUGGCCUAUUGAUUUACAUGUUGACUAUUUUUAACUAUAGACAUGUAUUAUGCUUUAUGAAUGUUGGAUUUUAAUGAACUAAUGAUAGUGUGCAAAAUAUUUAUUCUGUGCUGAUACUUUAAAGGACAUUAAACUUGGUUUAU